Molecule: messenger RNA, 2948 nt
Organism: Aplysia californica (California sea hare)
Lineage: Eukaryota; Metazoa; Mollusca; Gastropoda; Aplysiida; Aplysiidae
Gene: C/EBP
Product: CCAAT/enhancer binding protein
Biological process (GO): DNA-templated transcription; regulation of transcription by RNA polymerase II
Molecular function (GO): RNA polymerase II cis-regulatory region sequence-specific DNA binding; DNA-binding transcription factor activity, RNA polymerase II-specific
Source: RefSeq, marked provisional
UCACAGAAAGAUUCUUAUAAUUAGCAAGCUAUUAAUAUCGCGCGUCUGAAAAUAACUUAACGCGUAUGAAUAUGUGGAGUGGCAUCUACGUCAAGGCUUCCCCCAACUUUGAUAUAAAAGGUUCCUCCGCCGCUUGGAUUGACAUUCAACAGCUCUGCCAGUGAUUUCACAAUACGAAAACCCGAGAGAUAAAAAAAUAAUCUAAGUGUCUCCCCUAGUACAGUGACAACAGACAGUUGUUGCCGAUCUCUUCAGUGCCUGGGUAACGCAAACCGCCAAGAUAGAGCCGAUUACAUCAACCUACAUUUCUUCGUUUGAAGAUUUGAACACCAGUGGUCAGAAAUGCCCAAGCAUUGGUGAAUUGAUGGAUUCACUUCAGCUUUCCGAGUUGCAGACUUUCUUCAGCACAAACAAAGGUGAGCUGACUUCUAAAAAGUUGUUCGUGGAGUCAAUUGAUUGUGCACCCCUAGAUCUUCUCGAUCCCAUCCUGGAGCGAGUUUUAGACUUGAGUGAAUACAUUCCCACAAACAGUUCCCUGGACAGCCACAUUAUUUCUACUCACAUUUCCCCAGAUCCCACGGAUCUACAACAUCAGAGCCUACCUCAAGUGGUGCUGGACGCCACGGCCCUCGUGCACGAGGAGAAAUACCCUGGUGAAGGGUCAGUGCUGCCUCCUCCGGUGGUCAACUUUUUGGAGAGUGGUCAAAGCCCGGAGCAGUCGGACGUGACGAGCUACUACAGCGACGACAGCAACUCAGCAACGCAACAAAUGCCCGAGUUCAGCCAGUUGACCUCUCCUGGGGUGGAUGCUCCCAGCACCAGUGGUUUUCAAUGGCCAAACUUAGUGAAACGUGAAGAUUUCGGAGUCAGGACAGAUGACUUUGGAUUUACUCCAUGCCACAUCUCCGCUAAACAUCCUCACACUCACACAUCUGUGCCCUCAUCGAUAGGGGGAGAUGGAGCCUCACUGCCCUACGUGACCUCCCCCACCACCUCACUCCCAUCUCCAACAUCUACGAUAUACUCAGCUUCUAGUCCUGGCACCCCAGGGCCCUCCACCCCCAGUAGUCGAGGGCGACGCCCACAUGGCUCCGCAGCCCCCUACUCCACAAAGUCUCGCAGACGUCAGGUGGAGAAGGGAACUCAGGAGUACGUGGAUAAGAGGGCCAGAAACAAUGUUGCAGUUCGCAAAAGCCGUGCAAAGGCAAAGGAAAAGCAGCGUGAAACAGAGGGUCGUGUGAAGUCUCUUCUCGAUCAAAAUGACCAGUUGCAAAAGAAAGUAGACUUGCUCAGUAAGGAAUUGAAUGUUCUCAAAGGACUUUUCUUGAACGUUGGUGCUUCUAUACCUGAUGAAUUCCUCAAGCUGAUGGGUGAUUCCUGACCUAUGGAUGAAGAUAUUAAUUAGGACUUUGUACUCUGAACUAAAGACAUUACUCUGCCAACAUGACAUUCAACGGUUGGAAAGUAAACACAUUUGAAAUUCAUCGGAAGUAUCAUCCUGUGCCCUCACUGUCUCCUUGUUCAGGUGCCCAGUCGUUGGGCACUGUCUACUCUACAGUUUCAUCCACAGGCAGCAGAGAAAUCCAACUUGACUCAAACAUCAUUUUGUACAUUCUAUUUCAUAUGUUGAGAUUCUCAUGUUGUGAGCUUUACAAUCUGCUUUUUUGUAUCAUAAUAAGAAUAAUAUUAUAUAACGCUUCACCAUUUUCUACUCACUGUCUUUUUAUAUUUGGUAAAUGGAAUGGCGUAGCUGUAGCACACACAGAUCCUUGUCUUUGCAACAAUGGGUUUGGUGGAUAGUUAUAGUUGUGAUUGAAAAAUUUCAUCGUCAUAAUAUAUAUAUAAUCUAUAGAGACUAUUUUCAAUUAAAAUAAUCACUUGCUGACAAUGCCAGUUUUGCUUUGCCAUGUGCAUACACUUUCAAAAGAGGCCAACUGUUUACUUUUCUUUUUUGUUGUUUAGAAUAGAGACAUUUCCCAAGCAUGUUGUGAUAGUUGUUUUAGACAUAAACUUUUAAUUGUUUCAUGUUCUGUUAUCAUCUUCCAGUAACAUCAAUCUUUAUUUCAUUCAUCAUCACCUCCAAAUUUUGUACAGUUUGUAAAAAGAUCACUGCUUCUAUCUCCUCCCAUUGUCUGAUCUGAAUACAUUAUUGUAUUGUGUUGGAAAAACAUGUGAUUGCUAAAGAACAAGAUCUACUUCUCCGAAGUCUAUUUCUUUGUAAAAGCAACUGAUACUGGAUCAGUUAUUCAUUACAUUAGUACCAAAUGUGUUCAGAGUAUUGAUGUACUGACUUCAUUCCACAACAUCAUGUAUGGCACAGAUCAAGUUCAAAAACCUUCGCUUUGGCUUUGGCCAAUUCCCUUCUCUUUUAUUUUCAGCGAGUGAUCUUUUGAUUACGAAAUCUUUUCUCUGGUUCCUUGAUGGUAUUCACCCAAAAUGUUAUCGUCUCUAGCUUUUUAGAGAUUUAUGUUGUGCCAGUGAUUAAUUUGCUAAAGAAAAUCUUUCAGAACCAUGUUUAGAAUAGCUUACAUUUUUAGUUUUCUCAUCCAGAUGACAAUUAUUAUUUUAAAGACUGUCUGGACUGUCUCUUGCUUCUGUUCACCUGUCAACCUUCCCUCAAGCCUCAACUGAUCUUUAACAUUACACUUUUCAUACAGUCAGUACUUAAGUAUUCAUAAGUGUACAUCAUCUUUAAAAUGUUGUGUUAACUUUCAACUGUUAAUUCAUACAUUUUACACCACUUUGCCAUAUUUCUCUCUAUGUUUUCCUGUUUUUCUCUCUCAUGACUUCACAUUCUCAGUCAUUGUUUUGGUGUUGUGCAUUUUGUUCAUUUGUCACCAAAGCCCUCUCUUGGCCUGUGUGAGCGUGUGGUAUACGUCAAUUUUACUACUCUGUGGUAUGCCAUGUGCUGGCAAAGUUGUUAUUUUAAUACUGUACAAGUACAAUAC